This is a messenger RNA of Symbiodinium natans, 1854 nucleotides long. The record is from the annotation of a GenBank genome assembly. NCBI's taxonomy places the organism in Eukaryota, Dinophyceae, Suessiales, Symbiodiniaceae.
AUGAAGUCAGCAACUAAGGAUGUAGACCCUAUGGCAAUGGGCUGGGAAGUGGUGGAAGCGAUAGCAGCCGAAGUCGGCCGCCCAGUGGAGUCCCUCAUGCUGACCUCUGGCGGCAAUGUGCUCGAUAUGAGUGGGUCUCUGCUAGAACAGGUGGGGAACGACGAAGUCACGUACGUGGCUCAACGCUUCGGUGCGGGUCGGGCUGCGGUUGCCUUGAAAAAUGCGCUUGCAAAGAAAACCUUCAAUCCUGCGGAUGUGUGCGCUCUCAAUGAAGUAGUCUCCUUGACCUUUGGCUCGGACUUCAACCAGAGCUUGGAGGGGAUCCAGCUGCCCAGCACCCUGCAGACGUUCACAUUUGGCGACAAGUUCAAUCAGAGCUUGCAAGGGAUCCAGUUCCCCAGCACCCUGCAGACGUUGACGUUUGGUAGCGAGUUCAACCAGAGCUUGGCGGGGAUCCGGCUUCCAAGCACCCUGCAGACGUUGACGUUUGGUAGCCAGUUCAACCAGAGCUUGGCGGGGAUCCAGCUGCCCGGCACCCUGCAGACGUUGACGUUUGGCAUCGUGUUCAAUCAGAGCUUGGCGGGGAUCCAGCUGCCCAGCACCCUGCACACAUUGACGUUUGGCGACUGGUUCAACCAGAGCUUGGAGGGGAUCCAGCUGCCCAGCACCCUGCAGACGUUGAAGUUUGGCGUCGCUUUCAAUCAGAGCUUGCAGGGGAUCCAGCUGCCCAGCGCCCUCCAGACGUUGAAGUUUGGCCACUUGUUCAACCAGAGCUUAGAAGGGAUCCAGCUGCCCAGCACCCUGCAGACGUUGACGUUUGGAUACGACUUCAACCAGAGCCUGGAGGGGUUCCAGCUGCCCAGCACUCUGCAGACGUUGACGUUGGGUUACAAGUUCAACCAGAGCUUGGCGGGGAUCCAGCUGCCCAACACCUUGAAGACAUUGAUGUUUGGCUACAAGUUCAACCAGAGCUUGCAUGGGAUCCAGCUCCCCAGCACCCUGCAAACGUUGACGCUUGGCGACUCUUUCAGUCAGAGCUUAGAGGGGAUCCAGUUCCCCAGCACCCUGCAGACGUUGACGUUUGGCGCCGAGUUCAAUCAGAGGAUCCAGCUGCCCAGCACCCUGCAGACGUUGAUGUUUGGCAGCGAGUUCAACCAGAGCUUGGAGAGAAUCCAGCUGCCCAGCACGCUGCAGACAUUGACGCUUGGCCACAAGUUCAACCAGAGCUUGGAGGGGAUCCAGCUGCCCAGCACCCUGCAGACGUUCACAUUUGGCGACAAGUUCAAUCAGAGCUUGCAAGGGAUCCAGUUACCCAGCACCCUGCAGACGUUGACGUUUGGUAGCGAGUUCAACCAGAGCUUGGCGGGGAUCCAGCUGCCAAGCACCCUGCAGACGUUGACGUUUGGCGUCGCGUUCAACCAGAGCUUGGCGGGGAUCCAGCUGCCCAGCACCCUGCAGACGUUGAAGUUUGGCUACAUGUUCAACCAGAGCUUGGAGGGGAUCCAGCUCCCCAGCACCCUGCAGACACUGACGUUUGGAUAUGACUUUAACCAGAGCUUGCAGGGGAUCCAGCUGCCAAGCACCCUGCAGACGUUGACGCUUGGCCACAAGUUCAACCAGAGCUUGCAGGAUAUCCAGCUGCCCAGCAUGCUGCAUACGUUGACCUUUGGCGGCACGUUCAAUCAGAGCAUUCAGGGGAUCGAGCUGCCCAGCACCCUGCAGACGUUGAAGUUUGGGCACAAGUUCGGCCAGAGCUUGGAGGGGAACCAGCUCCCCAACAGCCUGCGGAGGAUCGAGCUUCCGUUGUUUUGUGUUGUGACCUCGGAAGAGGCACAAGACGAAGGGUAUGCCUGA